AUGGGAAGCGGUAGAUACAAGAAUGUGGAUCCGAUCGCACGCUCAGGCGAAAUAACGCUUGGGAACGAUCGCACUGCACACACGGGCGAAAUAACACCGAUCAAGCGGUCAAGAACAGCAAAGCUUGUGCGCAACUUUCCACAGCUUGCGCAGCGCAUGCAAACACUCGAAGCGAACCCAAUGUACAACUUCGUCGACCCUUAUGGUCCCGGUACGUACGCAUUCGGAUACGAAGUGGAAGACCCCGACAGCGGUAACAUACAGUUCCGGGACGAGGAGAAGCUUCGAAACGGUACGGUACGUGGAUCGUACGGCUACCAGCAACCGGACGGCUCAGUGAUCAUCACAAGCUUUGUGGCCGAUGAUCGUGGCUAUCGAGCGAGAACCGAGAUCCGUCGUGCAGAUGGACACACCGUAGCCUCCUUCCCAACGAGGGCCCCUACGACGUACAAUCCGAUCCUGGAUCCUGGAGUUAUCGAUCCUCAGUACGCGGCUGCGAUCGUGGGUCAUCUGCAUAAUCAACAGUACAGUCCGGCCCAAGGUCUGAUAACGUAUCCUUACGGUCUACCAUCAUCACAGCACUCACCAGUACCAACCGGUCCUCAUGCACCUCCACCACCACCACCCCUCUUCGAUGCACCCACCGGUGGUGGUUUCGGCAACUUCUUUAACCAGCUACCGGCCAACCUUAACCCCUACAAUGUCUACCAAAACCUUCAGUCAACCUUCCCCCAGAUACUGCCUCAGCAGAAUCCAAUUGAUCAGUUCGGGAACUCGCUGGCCGGAGGCUUCCAACAGCUCACCCAACCGAACGCUCCCUUCGGUAACUUUCUGAACAGCGCCCAAAGCACCUUCCAGGGACUGUUACCAGGAAACGGGAACAGACCAUCCAAUUCCUGGUUCGAUCCUAACAACGUACCAAACACAUACGUUGCAAUCCCGCAGCAGUACGGUCAACAACAGCAGAUUUACGGUCAGCACCAGCUGCAGCAGCACGGACCGUACGGACAACAGCAGAUCCUCUCUUCGAACCGACCUACCAAUGUACUAGGUGAUAUGCCGAUCGGAGGUUCAAUGAUGAUGCACAUCCCGACCACUCGACGCCGUAAGCUGACGGGAACGACAAAGAAACGCAACAAGCUGAAGACGCGCGAUGGUAUGGAUUGGUUCGAUGAUUUCCUGGAGAAUCGCAAACGGCAGGUGAUAUACGGUGGCAGUGCGACUACCACCACACCACCGAUGAUGAUCGAUACCGAUGAUAGCUCGCUGACGGAACCACCGAUGCACAAGGACUACGAGAAGGAUGAACAGUGA
Molecule: messenger RNA, 1314 nt
Organism: Anopheles darlingi
Lineage: Eukaryota; Metazoa; Arthropoda; Insecta; Diptera; Culicidae
Exons: 5
Coding region: 1-1314 (437 amino acids)
Cellular component (GO): extracellular matrix
Source: RefSeq, a predicted model, not a curated record